Molecule: messenger RNA, 2570 nt
Organism: Dermacentor silvarum
Lineage: Eukaryota; Metazoa; Arthropoda; Arachnida; Ixodida; Ixodidae
Exons: 3
Coding region: 18-443 (141 amino acids)
Source: RefSeq, a predicted model, not a curated record
CGCAUCCCGCGGCAUCCAUGAACGGCGUGCGGCUGCUCGUGGCGGUGGCCUUGGUGGCGGCGACGGGCGCCGCCGCGCCGCGGCUGCGCGCCGUCGAUCCCGAGGAACCCGACGCGCUCCUCAAGUUCGCGCUCACCGAGCUCCAGCGCGUCAAGGUGGAGAGCCGCGAGAUGGACGACUGCCACGGGCUCGAGCUUGCUUCCAUCGACACCCACGACGAGAAGGUUGAAAAUGGCGUCAAGCACCACCUGAAGCUCAAGGUGCAGCCUACAUUGAUAGUGACACCUGCCUGCAGCCACCGGAACGUCACCACGUCCAUCAACGUUCAUCCCCAGCCCGAAGUUUGCGAGGCCGAGGUGUGGGAAAACCAGGACGAAGACGGCCGUCACCAGAUGGCGCUGCUCCGCUCUAGCUGCUUGCAGGUCGAGGAGCUACGCAACUGAGUUGCUGCACAAUGAACAAACACAUUUAUGGACUUUGCGGAUUUAUUCUUGUCAGCUUUACAACCGGACCUUAGGUAUGCGUAGAAAUUGCAAUUACAACCGAUAGAAUAGAUAUACGAUGUCGGGAAUCUGACGAAAUCUCGUCUUUCCGAGAAGGAAUAUAAAAAGAUUGGGAACAUAAAACAUAUGCCCCGCCAGACACAUUUCAAGGAAUGAGUCGUGCAAAAGGUCAAAAGUAUACACGACAUCAAAAUUCAGGGAAUUCGAAAGACAAAUAAACCCGCAUUACAACAGGGCAGUUAGUCGACUUCGGGUAAUUCAACUUUUCGGUACCGGCAGAGUUCAUCGAAAUAUCUAGCUGGUCGGAUAAAAGAAGAGGGGGAAAAAUGACCACGUGCGUUGCUGCUUAAUUUCGCAGUAUUUAUCCAAAUAUAACGCGCUUUUGAAUCUAAUCCACAACAAAUUUUUAUGGCUUCAUAGUGCAAAAUAAUGUGCUGCCAAAUCUAACUCGCACCUGAUUUGAAACAAACAACAAACAUUUUGUGUUGUUGUUGAAACCUGCAGAGAAACCCUAAAAUUAAAUUUCGGUGUUUUACGUGUCCAAACCACGAUUUGAUUACGAGUGACGCCGUAGUAAGGGCUUUGGUUAGUUUUGACCACGUGGGGUUCUUCGGUAUGCACUGAGUGCAUGCCACAUCACGUGGUUCCAUCGCCGCUCAUCAAUUAGCAUGUAAAAUAACUGUUUCGAAUAAGCUUUCCUAACUAAAGCGGCUCAUGGUCGUCGCCAGCCUACACGAAAACUUGUUCUGUCGCCAUCUUGGGAUGGCAGUGGUGAAAACCUUGGUUCUAACAGUAUAGGUUGAUGCCCGUGCAGCGAACACGGUUUCAUAACUCAAAGGGCGGACCAAAGCGAAACUUUCUUUGCCCCUUCCUUUCCAUCGCGUAGUCACAAUGCCUUGUGGAGCUUCCUGGGCGUCGCCACAAUUGACGGCUUAUCCGUGUCACAAGCAUUGCAGAAACUGCUGCGCUUACCUUUGUACUUACGGCGAGAUCGUAUAUCGCAAGGCGCGCUUGAAAUAACUCACCGCUCACGCAGCAAAGAACAGUCUACCACAUGGCGCUUACUUGAAACAAACACCUUCCCUAAGCUCUACCAUGGCAUCUACCCCGAAAUUUACUCCCCGCUCUGCACGCUGUGUAACCACCUUGUUUGUGAGAAGAAUCUCACGCUUUCGCCAUACCCUCCUCCUCCGCUUUCCGUCUCGCGUUCUCUUCUCUCUCGGCACUUUUUUUCAUCCCCGCUGCGCUCCGCGUUUGCUGUUUCAUCCGCUGCGCUUGGUUGCGCCGACGCUCGACACAGGAACGGGCGCCUGCGCUCUAAAACGCUCGUCUUCUUUUGUGCGCGUUAUAGAACAUCAGGGGGCCAGAAUUAAUCCAGAGUCCGCCAUUAUGGAGUGGCUCAUAAUACGAUUGUGGUCUUGGCACGUGCAGCCCCAUAAAUUACAAGUUUAACACUGCUGCCAUGUGAGGUAAUGGCAUUGCUAACCUUCUCGGAGGCUAUGAACAAUGGCGCACGACAACGCCUCAAGCAAACAAGUCUAGCUGUGUGUUCUGUGUACUACGCAGACAAAGAGCAAGGGUGCACGCAAGGUAACAUUGGUCAACUCACCACUCUCGUAUUACACUAAACGGUAGUAAAUCAUUUUAAGGUGAAAAAAAUUCAGCGCAAACACUCAGGACAUACUACAAAGAAGGGAUGAGACAAGCACUGGCGCUGCCAGUGCUGUCUAACAAGCCAGCACCAGUGCUUGUCUCGUCUCUUCUUUGAAGUUUGUCCUGGGUGUUUGCGCAGAAUUUGUUUCACCUUAAAAUACUGUUGUACCGUAUCGUAUUGCAUUGUAUCGUGCUUGGACUACACAUGCCCUCUAUUUCCAUUAACCACCUUUCCCUCGCUCUGGUAUAAAAUACCGAAUGCAAUAAACAUAAUCAUUCACUGUUGUCUUGACACGCGUGUUGUUAGUUUCUUAGACGGGGACCCGGUCGAUACAACUAUGUACAAACUAGCCCCAACGGAAGUGUUAUUGGUAGGAAAUUAAACGUUCGCCGUGAACCUCACCUCUAAUUAUC